UUGUUGACGUAUGUUGCUGUUUAACAACGCGUGAAUGAUUACGAAAGAGUCCUCGGCGGAAUGCGUCUCCCGAGAGGACGGCUAUGAACGCGACAAGCGGCCGCUACUCACGCAGCCAGCUAUGGCUGCAGGGUUUUGGUGAUGUCCGAGCUAUCUGUUGAAUAGAGGAAUUGAAUUGUCGGCUGUUGCAUCCAUGUGCUUUACUGAAGCUCAAGUACACGUGUGAGCAGAUAUCCAGAACUACGCUGCAAUGGAAGACACCAUCAGGGAGCUGUGUGCGUGCAACGGUGUGCCGUAUGAGCGGCUGGCACAGGAGGGGCCUGGCGUGGAACGGCUCGAGAUAUUUUUCUCGGGAUACCCACGCAUGGUGGGGCUCUCCAACUUCCCGAACCUGACAGUGCUCACGCUGGUCAACCAGGACGUGCGGGACAUCGAGGGUCUGCAUGGAUGCCGGCUGCUGCGGGAGCUCUGGAUCGCCGAGUCGCACGUCACAGUGAUAAAAGGCUUGGAACCAUGCCGAGAGCUGCGCAAGCUCUACCUGUACAGCAAUAACAUUGCCCGCAUCGAGGGCCUGGAGUCACUGCCACUCCUGGAGGUGCUGUGGCUCAACAACAACUGCAUUGCUGCCAUCGAGAAUCUUCAUUGCCUGCAGCAUUUGAAGGAAUUAAAUCUUGCAGAUAAUCAAAUUGAAUUCAUUGGGCACUCACUGGAUUCAAACCUUGAGCUGGAAAGACUGAAUCUGUCUGGAAAUAAAAUCUCAAGUUUCAAGGAGCUGACGCAGCUGAGCCGUUUGCCUGCGCUCACGGAGCUGUCCCUGCAAGACCCAUUGUAUGCGUCAUGCUCCGUUUCCCUCCUCUGCAACUACGCCACACACCUGCUCUACCACCUGCCUCAGCUGCGCCGCCUUGAUACCAUCGACGUGUCCUCCAGGGCCCUCAAGGACCUGGCUGAGUCGACGGUGGCCAAGAAGAUGGUGUAUUAUGGCAUGCGAAUCCAUGUCGAGAAGCGAAGUCUGGCUCUGCGGCUGGAGCGGCUGAAUGAGGCGAGGGCUGGCCUGGUGUGCGGCCUGGAGGAUCGCCUACGGAGGCUUCACUUCGUCAUCAAGAACGUUGAGAGAGAGCUCCUGGAGGCCGAAACAAGUCCUUCCGUUGCCUCUGUGGAACACUUAGGAGGGGACAAACAAGAGGAAGAAGAAGCCAACGACAGCAGUCAGGAGUCAUCAGGCGAGCACUCGUCAGAUGAAGGCCAACGUGAUGCUGGAAAUAAGCGUCCUGGCAAGAGGGUCAAACUCCAUGUCAAACUCAAGGCCCUGCAGGAUAGAGUCAAGUACUGGUGUCAGAAGAUCCACGUCAUAGAUUUGGCGCAUGCAAUGGCUAUGCGGCGGUGCCGGGAAGAGUUGGAGCAAGCAGAGCGUCGUCUCGCCAUUGAGCUGGAGUCUGGGGGGAACGUCCGCUUUGAGAGCUGUGGCCCUGAUAAUGUUUGCUUCACGUCGUGCCAGGAGCUGCUGCUGUCGCGUUUCUGCGCGUGGGAUUUCUACGCGUGCGGUGCGACGGGGGUGCGCGCGCGUGCCGUCACGCGCGUGCACAAUCGCGCACUGAGGCAGCGUUUCGACGAGAGGGUGGAGGCUCUGCGCGACCACGACCGUGAGCUGGGCAUCUCCAAGCAUUAUCACAAGCUGAUCGAGUACCUCUUUUGCGUGUGGGACCCGGAUGGCACGGAGCCCAAUGGGGAUCUUCUGCGAGUCGUUGAGGAUGGCUUCCCUGAUGCGGAGACUUACUGGGACCUGGGAAAGGACGGCGCAGUCACCCUGGCCAACAGCUUGAGUUUGAGUGAGGGACCUCGCAUCGAGGCUCUGCUACAGAAGGCAGAGGUGGAUGAAAUGAAUGCCGUCGACCCUGCACCAUUUCGAUAUGGACAGCUGCUGGUGGUCAAGGUGUACCUGGGUCGAAGUGCACAGGCCCGGGAACUUGGUCGGGUUUGUGCCAGCGACUACCCAAACUGCGACUCAAUAUUUCGGCCCAGGAAAAAGGGUCUGCCGAUUGGAUCAAAACACUCAGCAGCAACAACAACAACAACAGAAGCAGAAGCGAGUGACAUUGACCAGCAUGGACAGGCAGCGAGUGCAGGUGCCAGCGAUGGGGAGCAGUGCUGCCUGUCCCAGCCUCAUGGCAAUGAGCAUGGGCGCGAGUGUGAGUGUGCCCUGCGGCAGUGCCUGUGGUUCGUGCCAGACAGGGACCUCGUGCUGCCAGAGUACAUCAUCGAUCUGGAGUACGUGACACAGAAGCAGCCAUGUGUGCACUUCAGCAUGAAUGGCAAGGGGAAGGGGGGAGAUGCAGUGGUGCCAGCAAUCCUCUGGCCCGGUGGCUCAGCCCACGUGAGCAUUGGCGAGGACGUGGGAGACGAGAACGUGCUCAGUAUGCCACCCACGGUCCGGCCACGGCCUAAACUUAUCAGCCUGGAUGAAGCCUCUCUGCUGAGUCUAACCAAGACUUCAUCACUCAACCACAUCACGGUCCUCAACUUGCACGGAAACAACCUGACUCGGCUGAAGGAUAUUAACCGCCUGGUGUUCCUGCGGAGGCUAGUGGUGAGCUUCAAUGAGCUGGCACGGCUCGACGACCUUACACACAUGCCGAGCCUGGAGUACCUGGACGUGAGCCACAACCAGCUGGGGACGUUGGAGGGGAUGAAGGGCCUGAGCCGGCUGUGCUACCUGGACAUCAGCUGGAACCGUCUGAGCUGCGUGCGGGACGCGGCGGGUUCCCUGCGACGCCACGCUUGCGCGCUUGUCACCCUCGAUACACGUCACAACCCCUGGCUCAAGCUGGAAUGCGCGAGGUUGCGUUUCGUGGGCCAGUUACGCUCACUGGCCUCGCUUGAUGGCGUGCCCAUCACGGAGGAGGAGGUGGCCGCUGCACUGCGCCAGGCCGCCAGCUCGCACAUCUCCCAGGCCCUGCUGCUGGCGCACGCUUGCACGGAGGCGGCGCGGCCUCGCUGUCUGAGCCUGCUGCCGACGGCGCAGCUGCUGGAGGGCCGGCGGAUGGGCCGGGUGGAGCGCACGGGAGACCUGCAGCCCACGUGGUACUCGCAGGUGACGUCGCUGUGCCUGGAUGGACUGGGCCUAACGCGCCUGACUGGGCUGGAGCGGAUGGAGAGUCUGCGUUGGGCGUCGUUCUGCCACAACGAGCUGUGCCGCCUCGACGGCCUCGAGGGCUGCCUGCAGCUCGCCGAGCUCAGCAUGGACCACAACCGCCUGAGCACCCUCCACGGACUGCACCACAUGACCAAGCUGGUGACGCUGAGCAUCGACUGCAAUGAGCUGGUGGGGCUGGAGGACGCAGGGUUGGAGGGCAUGCCUCGACUGGCACGACUCUCUGCUGCCUCCAACCGCCUGGCAUCGCUGGCUGGCCUGCAGCGCUGCUCCUCACUCGCGGAGCUGUACGUCGCCAGCAACCAGCUGGCCAGCAGCCGAGACGUAUACCGCAUUAAGGGCCUCACGAGCCUCGUCAUCCUGGACCUGCACGGCAACCCCCUGGCCAGCACCAUGGAGCAGUACCGCCUCUUUGUUAUCUUCCACCUGCCGGCACUUAAGGCGUUGGAUGGCAAUGCUGUGGAAGUGGCGGAGUGUGACUCCGCGCGGGACACAUUUGGAGGGCGGUUAACUUCUGAUCUGGUGGCCGAGAGAUUGGGUCAUGCUGACUUUAUCAGACUGCAAGAACUGAGCCUGCCCGCCCUCAACCUCAGGACUGUGGACCUGCUUCCUCCCAAUCUCUUCGUGAACCUGCGCAAUGUGAACUUGGAGCAGAACAACCUGUCCUCCUUCAGCGGACUCAUACACCUGUCCAACGUGCAGGUGCUGAACCUGAACUACAAUCAGAUCGAAUCGGUGGUGCCGCGUGCCCGCCCUCCCGCCACGCUCACCGGGCGCCAGCAGCUCUACCAGAAGGUGGCCUCCAGCGGAUAUGGCCCGCAGAACGUCGCCAAGGCCACCAGGGACGCGUUGGCGUGCGAGAGCCUAGUGCCCGUCAUGGAGCGGCUGGAGGUGCUGCACCUCGCCUACAACCGCAUCUCCAGCCUCGCUCUGCUGCAGCUGGGCCGGCUCACUGGGCUGCGCACCCUCUACCUGCAGGGCAACGAGAUCAGCCGCGUGGAGGGCCUGGAGGGCGCCGCGGCACUGCGCGAGCUUGUGCUGGAUGCCAACCGCGUACGGUCCCUCGGGGAGAGCUCGUUCCUUGGGCAGGGCUCCUUGGUGGAGCUCCAUCUCAGGGACAACCGGCUCCGGCAGCUGUCCAACCUCCAUCCACUCUGCCGCUUGCAGCGCCUGUACUUGGACAACAACAAACUGCAGGACAUGUCUGAGCUGGAGAAGCUGAACCAGCUCCCGAGCCUCACUGAGAUUACUCUCACUGGAAACCCACUUGCGCGCCGCUGCCUCCACCGCCCGGUGCUGGUGCUGCAGACCCCGCGCCUGCUGCUCGUCGACGGGCUGCCCGUGAGCCAGGAGGAGCGCGUGCGUGCCGAGAUGCAGCUGCUCGAGACACAGACCCCGGCAAUGGAGGUGGUACAGCCGGGGCUGGCUCCGCUGUUCGGCCGCACAGCGCCUCUCUGGGUCACCAGCAUCACGGCCACGGCAGCUGGAGGGGUCACUGGAGUGUGGCCCCUGGGGCUGGGGCCCACGAUGCAUGGGGUCCUACCACAGGCGUUCCGAGGAGGGGCAGGGUCUUUCCCACUUCACACGUUCGACGACCCCGUGCUGCCCGAGCCCACGCGCUACCGGCGGCCACGCCAGCACAACGGCUUCCUGCUUCCCAACCCACGCAGCUACCACGCCGAGCUGGCCCUCAGUGAGCUGCGGCCGCUGGCGGCUCCGGUCGUGGCGGCCCAGGGUCUGCGGCGAGUGCCCUCGCCCCUUCAGCACGGCGCCACGGCCGCCCGCGCGCCGCCCUUCCCUCCGCGACUGCCCUCCUCCGCGACAGGGGACAGGUCUUCUGGGAGUGCCAUGCCAAGGAAGACACUGUGAAGCCAGUGCGGUGUACGGGAUCAACACUCACAACCUUCAAUACCACCGCUGCCCCUAUGGGGUCACAGUACGCAAGAGUUACAUCGAAAUCUUGAUUUGCAUCUAAAUGUUUGUCAUUCGUUAUUCCUUCACUUAGUUUACGGUUUUGUGUUUUUAUUCAAUGCACUGAUCUACAUACGCGGGAAUGUGAAUGCACCGAUUUGAUUUGCUGUAGUCUUUAGUUUUUUUUACUGGCACUGGUAACAGUGAAUAUCGAAUGUGUUGGCUUCGAAGGAAAGUGUGCGCAAACUGCCGUGUCGGACUGGAAGCAUGAUGCGCAGCGCACACCGAGGUCACAGGCAUUCUGCCGCACAGCAUUACAGGGAACUAUCACAAUACUAAUGUAAGCCUAACAUAUGCAGCCCCAUUGGGCCACCAGGCUUAAAAAAUCCUAUACGUGUAGCAUAAACCUAAACAGGGCCACACUUAUUCAGUGUUGUCUCCUUAAGCUCAGAUACUUAUUCUGUUUCUACCUUUAUCCCAGUUGUUGGUGAAUAUCAUCACUUGCCCGGAGAGGGCAUGCGUGUUGCGCCACAUUGUUGUAUGCAGUCAUGAAGGCCGUCUUUAUUCCCACGAGCUAGUGGUAGAAGAUGCACAAACUUCACAAAAGCACAAUGUGAAGCAUGUUUACUGCUGGGUGUCGAAGUGCAAGUGUACGAUUUGUAGAUGUUGAGAACAAAAAAUUAUGGGAUUUUCUCUUCGUAAAAUAUGGCAGUAUUCAAUUGUACAUAAUUAUAACAAAGCAUUAUAAACUGUCACUUGGUCUGGGCAGGAUGUAGUGCACUGACUUGCCAGCCUGGAACAAGUGCUCCAAGCAUGAUCGCCUUUCUGCAGGGGAGUUUGUAAACUGCUUGAAGUAUGAUGAACAAUUCACAGAUGCUUAUUCUGCUUCAAUUCCUUUCACUACUUCCGAGCGAAAACUCAAUAAAAGCAGCGUUUGUUACAUCACUCUGCACAUGUGCAUUGUCACAGCGUUUUUACUGACAGUUGUGCUCACAAGUUACAACUUUAGAGUGGAAAAUACUGACUUUUUACUGUGCCCUGAUUGUCGCAUUGAAAGUACAUUCAGGUUAUAGCAACACGCUGAUUCAAGGAGCUAUUUUGAGCAUCAUUAAGCCGAGUUUUUUUUUUCAGAAUGAUGGGCCAAAUACAUAAAAUCAAAACAAUGUUUUUACUGUCAGCCACUGCGAAGAUCAGUGACAAUAUCUGAACUGAUCACGGCCACCUUCACCAACCUGCACUGACCAGCAGUGAAUUAUGGUUAAUCAACCUGCAUGACCGCACCUCCGAUUAGCGGGGUUGGCUACAUGCUGUGUGAAAGAAGUUCAAUAAACAGUGUGGGGAGGCCUUCAUUCAGCAAUGGAUUGACAAGAGGGUUUUAUUUAAAAAAAAUAUAUAAAUUCUAUCACGGUAACAUCUGUAUACUGUCAACAUUAAAGAGUACAUACAUACAUGCCACCAGGGCAAAUAUAGAUUUGAGAAUUUAAGCAUCAAUAAGGGUAAAAAAUCAUGAACGAGCAAAUUUUUACAAACCUUAUACAGUAUCUCGUAACUUACCAUUUGAUCAUACAAAUACUUCAUAACU
Molecule: messenger RNA, 6644 nt
Organism: Lethenteron reissneri (Far Eastern brook lamprey)
Lineage: Eukaryota; Metazoa; Chordata; Hyperoartia; Petromyzontiformes; Petromyzontidae
Gene: LRRC9
Product: leucine rich repeat containing 9
Molecular function (GO): protein binding
Source: RefSeq, a predicted model, not a curated record